ACUAAAAAUUAUUUGAUAAUAUACACAAUAUUACUGAUUAAAUUUUAAAAUGAAUAUAAAAUUUUGAGGGUAAAUUUUUUGUUUAAUCCGUUAAGCCGACCCUGAUGCCAAAAAGGGGCAUUCAAUUGGUAUUAUCCGGUUUAGUACCGGUUCUGUAUCUUGCUGCUUUCCUUUUUUCUAUUACACACGUGUUUAUUUCCCCUAUAUAAUCUCUCGCGCGUGAUUAAAGCUUACGCUAUUCUCGCGAUCCCCUGCUACAUUGCUUCCCUAGGGUUUUCGACUUCAUCGUCUGACCUUCGAUCAUAACUGCACCAAACCAAUGGUGGCUGCUAGACAUGACCGGUCAGUGAAUGUUCCUCUCGUGUCUACGUCGCACUCGUUUGCGUCUGAAGACGAAGAUCCCAUGCUAAAGGUCGUCAGCUUAAGCUCAACUUCAAAGCCUGAGGUUAAAGCCUUGAAGCUAAAACUAAUCUCUGAGGUGGAUAAAGUUAGGAUCGUAAUCACACGGUUCGAUCCCCAAGGUGGAAACAAGAAGAUAGAAACAGUUAAGAAGAGCGGGCAUGGAGGUUAUACGGUUCAUAUUUUCAAGAACUGUAACAACUUGCUUAGGAAGUUGAUGACGCAUAAGUAUGGAUGGGUGUUCAAUGUCCCAGUGGAUGCUGAAGGACUUUGCUUGCGUGAUUACCACACCAUUGUUAAAGAGCCUAUGGAUUUGGGUACAGUGAAGGCUAAGUUGGGGGAGAGUUUGUAUAACUCACCGUUGGAUUUCGCUGAAGAUGUUAGACUUACUUUUAACAAUGCCAUCUUGUAUAAUCCAAUAGGGAAUGAUGUGCAUAGUAUGGCUAAAUUGUUACUGAGUAUGUUUGAGGAGAAGUGGGUUUCCAUUGAAGUGCAGCUUGAUAGUCUUCUUAGGAACGUUAAACCAACUCGUGAUAGGAAAAUAGCUCCCAUUGUAGACCCAUUACCAGCUAAUGUUGGAGAAGAAGAGGAGGCUAAUGUAGAUAAUAGGGACCUUACGCUGGAUGAGAAAUGGAGACUCAUUGAAGAGCUUCAGGACUUGCCUUGUGACAAAUUAGAGACAGUUGUUCAGAUUAUAAAGAAGAGUAAUCCGGAACUCUCUCAACAAGACGAUGAGAUUGAGCUGGAUAUUGAUUGUCUUGACAUCGAAACGCUUUGGGAGUUGUAUAGAUUUGUGACUGGGUAUAAGGAGAGCUUGAGUAAUAAAAAAGAGGACCAGGAGUCUGGUUCAGAAAGAGAUGCUGAAUCUGCUCACAGUAUUAUCCAAGAACCGGCAAUAUUUGCUUCUGUAGCUAAAUGAUAUUUGUUUUCAGGUCUUUAUGCUCUUAUUGAUUUUAGCUCAUAUCAUUGUCUCUUCUUUUGCUUUCAUAGACCACUUUAGCAACUGGGACAGAAACAUCGAGAGUUAAUGAAUCAGAUUCUGACAGUGAUAGCUCCUCCGGACGUGGAUUAGAUACUGGCAAUUAGGGUUGACAAGUCAAAAAAGUGGUUAGCUUAAUUAGAGUCAGAGUAUGUUGUUAUCCAUCUCUUUUAAUAGCACAGUUAGAAUAUUUUUACGUCGAUCACUUUUCACGUUCGGAUUGUUAUCUGUUUUUGGAGUUUUUUUUUUAUUUCACAGAAAGAAGCUGAACAAAAAUUUUUAGAUGUCUUUGUCUCUUGUCAUUGAUCUAAUAAACAUAUUUGUUCCACUGCGUCUUAAUUGGAACAAUUGAAAGUUUGAUUUUUCCAUAUUAUAACCAGAUUGGAUCUUGGUAUAUAUACUGUUCAGAUAGCCUUAUCUACAAUAGUUACCACUUAGAAUCUUCUGAUGCAAGCGGCACAUUUGACUCUGAGCUUUUGGUCUCUGGAGCUGUCGCAUGUUUCUUAGUAUUAAUUACAUCACAACCCAUGUGUGCAUCUCCUAACCAUAUCGCAAGCUGCUCAUAUUCCUUCUCUCUUCUUGUUUUCGAAGUUAAAGAUACAUUAUUUUUUCAAGAUCAUGACAUAUACUUGCUCUUCUAAUCCCCUAGCCAAGACGGUGGGAAUAAACACAUGGAAGAAGCUAAAGGAUAAUAGUUAUUUUUCAUUAUGGUUUCCAUUCUAGUUUGAAAACAACCGAUCUUAACUGUACUUUUUGGUUUUUACAUAUAUGUACGAGGAAGAUGGACAACAAACGACUUUCUUCUUGAAAGAUAUUGCUCAAAAGAUUUUGACGAAGUUAUUAAGAAGGAGAACAAGGGGAAGAAUAAAGAAGAUCACAACGAGAGAAAGAGAAGGAGUGGCAUGAAGAGAGGAGGAAGAGUCGAUGCACGAAGAAGAUAUUAUCUUCAUAAAGAUAUUAUCUCCAUAAGAAUAUUAUCUUCAUCGCUCACAAGAUGAAAUGAUCACCAAAGUUUUGCGCUAACUGCAAAAGAAAAAAGAAUAGUUACAAUAUAUGUUAUUGAAGAAAACAUAUCUACAUGGAUUUCAUGCUGAUCAAAAUGAUGCACAAAGAUCAACUUAAAAUUGGAACUUGGAACUCCAGAACCAGCCAAUGUUUUUCAGAAAUGUGUCAUUGAUUUUCUUAACUUAUCUUUAUCAUUGGUUCAUACGUUGUGCAAUCUACUUAAAAGAAUGUUGUUGUUCAUUGCAUUAUUGCGUUUAGACCAACAUUUAUUAUAUAAAACUACAUUAUAUCAUAUAAAAUAUAUAAUAAUUAGUUUGGAUUAACCAUAAAUAAUGAUACAUUUGUAUCCACAAAUUACCAAUAAAUUUGGUUCAACCAUCAAUAUUGAUAUAUUUAUAUCAUAAAUUGUUAAUUUAUUAAUUUUAGUUAUAAAUAAAAGUCAAAAUUUGAAUGGCUAUUUUACAAAUUAUAAAAUAAAAUUCUUUAUUUAUUUUAAAUAUAAAAUAAAUUAGUAAUUUUUUAUUUUAGAAUUUAAAAUAGAGAUGAAUUUAAACAUAUUUUAUUGUAAGUUAAAAAUGGUUAGAAAUGCUUUUACAAAGAUAUGAAAAUGAGAUGUAUGUAACUUUCAAUAUUUCUCAUUGCAUCCCCACUUUUUGUGUUCGUUUGAUGUACAAUGUGCAAGUGAUCAAUUGACAAUACAACAAAUGCAGAAGAAUUCCCAAGUACACGUUAAUGGAGUUAAUCAAAAGCUUGUUCUAGAAAGAGCUAGUAGUCAAUUUUUUGAGGUUAUCCCUGUGUGUGAAACUUGUCAGAACUCAAAUUUUCAUUUCAAUAUGUACAAACAAAGCUUGUAUUAAUUCACAACUUAAUCUAUCUCAUUUAAAUGCCGCACAAUGCAAAUUGUGAUGCAACAAGAUGGUUCUUGUUACUAGUAAAGUAGAAAUAUAAAUGUAAAGUAUGAUUUCUUUCCAUGGCCAAAGUUAUUGUUUCCGGUGUUUAUGUUUUUUUUUUUUUUUUUGAGGCUCAUGUCAUUGUUUCUUCUUUUGCUUUCACAGACCAAUCUAGCCCAAUCGGACCAAACAUUGAGAGUUACUGAAUCAGGUAAGGUUCUAGCUCACAAGGUCAUGCCAUAUUCAGAUGCAAUUACUGUUUAUUAAUAAAAAGAAUACAAUGGAAUAAUGAUUAUAUAUUUAUAUUUAACCAGAAAAGCAAUUGGCAUGUCAUCUCCUGUCCGGCAAGAAAACAAGGUAGUUGGAUCAAGUAGUUGUAAUAGUUCUAGCAGUGACACAUGAUCUUGCUUUAGUGGUAAACUUUGAAACUCUGUGUCAGCCCUUUCACCUUAUCAGCAUCACAUCACUCUUUUUUUUUAUCAGUAGAUUUUGACAGUGACAGCCCCUCAGGAUGUGGAUCAGAUACUGGCGAUUAGGGCCGACAAGUCAACAAAGUGGUUAGCUUUAGAGUAAGAGUAUGUUGUUAUCUAUCUCUUUUAAUAGCUUAGUUAGA
Molecule: messenger RNA, 3886 nt
Organism: Brassica napus (rape)
Lineage: Eukaryota; Viridiplantae; Streptophyta; Magnoliopsida; Brassicales; Brassicaceae
Product: transcription factor GTE5, chloroplastic
Exons: 2
Coding region: 320-1318 (332 amino acids)
Molecular function (GO): protein binding
Source: RefSeq, a predicted model, not a curated record